AUGCGCUCAAAGCCCACGGCAGCCCAAACGCAGCGGGCGGGGCGAUCUCAGUCGAAGUCAAACCGGUUAGCGAGCCGCGCCAGAAUCCGCCGCCGCCGAGCCGUGUCCUUCCGGGGCUUGGCCGCUGUCCUGCGCGGGCGGUUUGGCGAGCAGCGUGGCGGGGCGUCCGGCUCGCGUUCCGCCGGUGUGACGCAGCGCUCGGGGCCUCCCGACGCGGAGGGCAGAACGCACGGCGGCAAACGGGCGGACAGUACGUCCGCCGGAGCCGCCUGGGUGGUGUGGCUGGACAUCGCGUCCGCUAGUGACCCAAGCGGCUUCAACAAAACAAGGGCCAGCUUCUACAAAACAAGGGCCAGCUUCCACAAAACAAGGGCCAGCUUCUACAAAACAAGGGCCAGCUUCCACAAAACAAGGGCCAGCUUCUACAAAACAAGGGCCAGCUUCCACAAAACAAGGGCCAGCUUCUACAAAACAAGGGCCAGCUUCUACAAAACAAGGGCCAGCUUCCACAAAACAAGGGCCAGCUUCUACAAAACAAGGGCCAGCUUCCACAAAACAAGGGCCAGCUUCUACAAAACAAGGGCCAGCUUCCACAAAACAAGGGCCAGCUUCUACAAAACAAGGGCCAGCUUCCACAAAACAAGGGCCAGCUUCUACAAAACAAGGGCCAGCUUCCACAAAACAAGGGCCAGCUUCUACAAAACAAGGGCCAGCUUCCACAAAACAAGGGCCAGCUUCUACAAAACAAGGGACGAAGGCGAGGACUCCCGGAAGCGCGUGGCGUAUCGGCCGGCGUCGGGGCCGGGCGGCAAGGUGGACGUGGACACGCGCCUGACGGGCAGGGUGGCGAUGGGAGAGGACUUCUCCCUCGCCAUCUCCCAGGUGCACCCCGAGGACGAGCGCCGCCUCCACUGCCAGGUGACGGCGGGCGCGGCGGGCGUCGGCCAGGGCGCCACGGAGCUCAAGGUCUUCUUUGCUCCAGAGAAGCCCGAAGUGAAGCUUUCCAACGAGGUCAUUUCUGUCACCGACUCCUCCAGCUCCGAGGUGGGACAGUGUGUCAGUCGAAACGGACACCCCUUACCUCACAUCGUCUGGUACAAGGACCUCAACGCCCUGCCUCAAGUUUCUGACUCCAGCGCGGAGAUGUACAUGGUGAACAGCAUGGUGAAGGAGGCGUCGGGUCUCCUGACGGUGUACAGCACGCUCUACCUGAAGGCCAAGAAGGAGGACAAGGACUCGCAUUUCCACUGCAGGGUGGAGUACAACACGACGGGCAGCGUGGUGGCCACCAAGGACUCUGAGCCCUUCACCCUCCCGCUGCACUAUCCCACCGAGCACGUAACCUUCUCUCUGGUGUCCUCCGAGCCAAUCAAAGAGGGCGACGACGUGGUGCUGAAGUGCGACUCGGACGCGUACCCGCAGCCCGACUUCGACUUCUCUUUCCUUACAGGGGGGACUCCUUUGCAAGGCGCCGCAGGGCUGCUGACCCUGAACUCCGUGACCCGGGGCAACUCGGGCACGUACAAAUGCGAGGUCCUGGACUUUGACGCCGAGGAAGACGUGAUGCUCGAGAAACAGCUGGAGCUCUUCAUCCACUACCUGAACCCGGUGGUGAUCACUCCCGCUGGGCCGGUGUCCCAGCCCCUGGGCGGGAGCAUGGAGCUGCACUGCAAGACCAAGGCCUCGGACAAGCACACGCUGCACUGGAAGAAGGGCUCCACAGUGCUGUCUCAGAAUGGCGUGCUCUCCCUGAAGUCGGUCUCCUUCGCGGACGCUGGGGAGUACUCCUGCGUGGCCGCCGUGCCCUCCGUCCCGGGACUCCACGCUCAGGCCAACUUCACGCUCACGGUCACAGGAAAGCCGGAGAUCGAGGCUCCCUCUGAGGCUUUCGUGCAGAAGGAGGGCGACACGGUGACUCUCAUGUGCUCCGUCCAGGGCCACCCCGCCCCACAGUUCACCUGGACACCGUCAGGGAAACAGUCAGUGGAGGUGAAGGGUAACGCGGUGAUCAGCACGGUGAUGCUGGAGGCCACAAGCGUUGUGAUCAGGGACGGGGUCACCUGCCAAGCAGGCAACGUGCACGGAACAGACUCCCAGCAGUUCAAAGUCUCUAUCAGUAAAGACAUUCCCUCUGACAACUCUGAUAAUGGUGCUACUGAUAGAGGAAACCCUGUGCUUAAAACAGCGGAGAGACAGCAGGGCGGGUCCAGUGGGGUCGUGAUCGCCGUGGUGGUGUGUGUUCUCUUGCUCCUCCUGCUGGUGGCGAUACUGUACUUCAUGCAGAAGAAGGGGAAGUUGUCCUGCGGCAAACAGGACAAGAAGGACGUGACAACCGGGGAAGUGAACAACGACAUCGUGGUGGAGAUGAAGUCAGAAAAGGCUAACGAGGAGGCGGGGCUACUAAACAAGCGGCCUGUGACGGAGCAGUGAAAGGACGAACGGAACCGGCGAAGGACGGAUGGGGCAGUGGAAGAUACCGAGGUCAAACGUUGGCAGUGCUAGCUUCUUUUUUGUAUUUUUCAGAAGAACCUGAAAUCUGAAAGGAGGAGAGUAGAGGGGUUGGAGAAAGGGGGGGGGGGGGU
Anguilla anguilla (European eel) is the source of this 2582-nucleotide messenger RNA. RefSeq names its product basal cell adhesion molecule (Lutheran blood group) (gene bcam). Lineage: Eukaryota; Metazoa; Chordata; Actinopteri; Anguilliformes; Anguillidae. The transcript is spliced from 17 exons. Gene Ontology annotation, cellular component: plasma membrane. The record is from RefSeq and is a predicted model, not a curated record. Bases 1 to 2430 code for a protein of 809 amino acids.